Messenger RNA from Nerophis lumbriciformis (worm pipefish), 2882 nucleotides. RefSeq names its product CD82 molecule b (gene cd82b). Gene Ontology annotation, cellular component: plasma membrane. NCBI's taxonomy places the organism in Eukaryota, Metazoa, Chordata, Actinopteri, Syngnathiformes, Syngnathidae. The record is from RefSeq and is a predicted model, not a curated record.
GUUGCAUGAACUUUUCUCGGGACACACACACACACACACACUUGAGUAGUCCACGCAACACACUGAAGACUGUCGUGUUUUCCUCGUUCUCGUUUCCAUCGUGGAAAGAAAACAAAAAUCGCCGCCAUGUCGAAAGGAUGCAUAACUGUCACCAAGUACUUUCUGUUCCUCUUCAAUCUCAUCUUCUUUGUCUUUGGAGCAUUGAUCAUGGGCUUUGGACUGUGGGUUCUCCUCGAUAAUCAGAGUUUCAUUUCUGUUUUACAGGAAUCAUCAGACACAGUGAAAGUGGCGUCCUAUAUCCUCAUUGGUGUGGGUUCCUUGACCAUGGCCAUGGGCUUCUUUGGCUGCAUUGGAGCCAUCUAUGAAAUACGUUGUCUCCUUGGUUUGUAUUUCACCUGCCUCCUGCUCAUCCUCAUUGCGCAAGUUACUGCUGGAGUUCUCAUCUACUUCCAGAGGGAUCAGUUGAAAAAUGAGAUGUCCAACAUCAUACAGGGCAUGAUAAUCCAUUACACUGGCCAGAACAGAACAACCGAGCAAACUUGGGACUACAUUCAGAGAACGAUGGAGUGCUGUGGGUGGACUGGGCCCGGGAACUGGUCUGACAACAUUUUGAUCAGGAACAGCUCUCAGAAUCUCUAUCCUUGUUCUUGUCGCAAUGAGUCCCUGCCUGGCACUGACCUCAUGGUGGAGGGCCUGUGUGAGCACUUGUCCACAGAACUUCCCGUCUACGAAACGGGCUGCGUAACUAGUGUGGAGAAAUGGCUCCUGGAGAACUGUGGAGUUAUUCUUGGAAUCUGUGUUGCAGUAGCAGUUGUGGAGCUUCUUGGGAUGAUCCUCUCCAUGUGUCUGUGCCAGAGUGUGGGCCAGGAGGAUUAUACCAAAGUACCCAAGUACUGAUUAACUCUAACUCUCUCACACACACGCACACACACACACACACACAGAUGAACUCCUCCCCUCCCUUGCUCUUUUUACUCACACACACACACCAUACAUUCUUGUAUUUGUUACCUUCUUGAGACCUCCGAAAAAGGCCUACCUCUUUAGGACCACCCUUUCUAGAUAUAUAAAGAUUUGUAUUUACAACAUUAAUUAUAUGUACAUACUAUGCAAAUAUAAAAAAGGUAAGGUUUUAGUUAACUUUUUUUUUUUUUUUUUUCGGUAAUUGGUUUUUAACCUUCAUUAUUUACUCCAAGUUAUAACAGUAUGUCUCUAUAUACAUAUUUAUUUUAGUUUUUUAAAUUAAUUAACACACACACUUGUUACUACCGUAUUUUUCGGAGUAUAAGUCGCUCCGGAGUAUAAGUCGCACCGGCCGAAAAAUAAUAAAGAAGGGGAAAAAAAACAUAUGUCGCACUGGAGUAUAAGUCGCAUUUUUGGGGGAAAUGUAUUUGAUAAAAGCCAACACCAAGAAUAGACAUUUGAAAGGCAAUUUAAAAUAAAUAAAGAAUAGUGAACAACAGGCUGAAUAAGUGUACGUUAUAUGAGGCAUAAAUAACCAACUGGUAUGUUAACGUAACAUAUUAUGGUAAGAGUCAUUCAAAUAACUAUAACAUAUAGAACAUGCUAUACGUUUACCAAACAAUCUGUCACUCCUAAUCGCUAAAUCCCAUGAAAUCUUAUACGUCUAGUCUCUUACGUGAAUGAGAUAAAUAAUAUUAUUUGAUAUUUUACGCGAAUGUGUUAAUAAUUUCACACAUAAGUCGCUCCUGAGUAUAAGUCGCACCCCCGGCCAAACUAUGACGAAAAAUCCACACUUCAAAUUUUUUACACACACUUGUUAUUUCAUAUGUUGACCAGAAUAUGUUUUGAUAGAUUUCACCACCAGGGGUGCAAAUGAGACAUUCUCUAUUAGAUGCAAUGGUUUUCUGUAUUGGGACCAUGAUUUAUGUCUUAACAUGUCCUCAUAUGGAAGGUACUUUUCCUUGUUGAUGUCUCAAGAAGGGUAGAAAUACAAGAACACACCACAGCUGCCACCUGCCUUGACAGCUGUGCAGAUUCCUCAAGUUUGUCACACUUGUCGACCAUCAUUCACUAGUUACCGUUGUUGUCUUAUUGUAAUUACUAUAUUGUUGAUGUUACUACUAUAUAAGCCUUUUAAAGGGGACUAUGGUUUGUCUGCUUCUCUUUUACUGUCUCAUGUUGCAUAGUUAGCUAUUUGUCUCGUCUUUCGCUGACCUCAAUGAAGCGCUUAACAGAGUAGAAAACGAGAGAGAGCACUUUAGUCAGACGAGUUUCUUAAAGACGAGUGGGAGCCGAGAAGGUCGUGAGUGUUGCCGAGUUGAACGAAUCCCACUCUCUGAUCCCGGGUGGAGGAGGCGGGGCUGCUGUGGUUGAAGCAUUUUGUCUUCAUGGUACGCCCGCCCAAAGUCACAUGACUUUUGAGCGUGUGGGCCUUCUUUAGCGUUCCUUUCCAUUGUGUAUAUACAAGUGUGUCUGUGAAAGCAUCGUCUGCAUUUGUACAUUUUGGUGAAAGUCAAGCACAGCACAGCAGAGUGACAGAGCUGACAAACGUCAUUCAAGAUGGCAGUACAGAGAAAUCCAUAUUUGGUACCAAGAUGAACGUGUUUCACUCAUCUUAUUUGUUAUUUCAACAUCUAACAUGGACUCAACAUCAUUUAAUUUAAACAAGUAAACAUGUUCCUGCCUAAUUUAGUAAAUAUUUUACCAAUUAAUUAUGCAGGAAACUGGCCAAUAAAAACUGCAUUUUUUGUUUUAUCUUUAAUUUAAGAGAUGAAGGCUUUUUUAUACUGUUUAAAAUGUGUGUUUUUUUACUAUCUUAAAGAAAUGUAAUAGAAAAAGUAUGUGGAUUUGUAAGCCAUCUUGUUUUAAUGUAUUGUUCUUCUUACAGAAAACUAGUAUUAAACAUGAAUACUCUUGUG